GGCGUGUGCGCUAGUUACCAUAGUAACCCGAUGCGCUUGGUGCGGGCACUGACACACCGGCAUCCCCGAGGGUCUCUUUGAGGAGGGCGCUGCCACGCUUAGGGGCCUUCCCAUGGCUUCACAGGAGAGGGUGGACGCCGUGACCAAAGGAAACGGGUUCCGGCGCUGCCGUAAGCAGGUCGCUUACACGCCGGGGACCUGCGAGCUGCUCAGAGUGAUGAUGAAGGAAUCCAAACUGACCAACUUCCAGCAACGACACAUCAUGGAUACCAUGAAAAGAGGAGGCCCUCUGCCUCUGCAGUGCAAUCCCACAUCCAGCCAGAGGAGCUCGCCCUCCAAAAAGCCGGCUACAGCCACCUACCUGCCUCCCAUCCUGGCCACCCACUCCCACCUGCGGCCUGCAAGCAUGUGUCGAGCCAACGGGGCAUACAGCCGUGAGCAAUUCAAGCCUCAGGCCACCAGAGAUCUGGAGAAGGAGAAACGAAGACUCCAAAGUAUCUUUGCCACUGGGAAGGACACAGAGGAACGGAAGAAGGCUCCCCAUGUGCGGCAAGAGGACCCACCUCCUGAGCUGGACCGGUUUGAAGAACAGACCAUGCGCUGCUGCCUGGGCCCCUGUGCACUCCCACUGCCCUGUGCACUGAUGGCCCUUCCCCUCUGUGCAGUGGUGAAGGAAAUCCAGGACAGGAAGGAAUUCUUGGCUGCCAUGGAGGCUCUGGGACAGGGCAAGCAAUACCGAGGAAUCAUCAUGGCUGAAAUCUCCCAGGUAGGAGAGCCCAAGGAAGUGGGGAGCAGUGGAGCCAAAGGGGAGGAGCCCCAGCCAGCAAGGCUAGCCUCUCAGGUGGCAAGCUCCGGCCACGCUGUCCGGCCGUGACAGCAGCUCCUCCUGGUGGCCCUUUGCAGAAACUACGGGAAAUGGAGGACAUUGACCGCCGUAGGAGCGAGAAGCUUAGGAAGGCUCUUGCCACCACUUAAUCCAAGACCAGGGUGGGCCAGCCCAAUGCAACCACCAGAGCAGCACGACCACCAGAGCCCUCCUUCACUUCGCCAAGCGGUGCCAUCCCCAGGUCUGCCCAUCGACGGGAGCCACACCAGACCAUGACAUGGCACUGUCUUGGAGCACAAGACCAGACACUGCCCGGGGAUGCAGAGGCCUCAGUGGUGCCCCUGAGCUAUGUCACAGCCACGGUGUUGAGGCCUUCUGUAGGGGAAAGAGCCCCAGACACACCAGGUUGACACCCAGGCUCACCACUUUGGACAUUUGCCCAAGGGCACCCUCUCUGGCUCUCCCCCUGCCACAGCAGGCCUCCGGGUGCUCUGUGAACACGAUUCUGUCCUAGAUAUCUUAGGAUCUACUUCUUUGGCUUCUUGUAGCCUUGGGCAAAUGUUUAACCACAAUGAUUAAUUGGCCAAUAAAGCACAUUUAACUUGGU
Peromyscus leucopus (white-footed mouse) is the source of this 1433-nucleotide messenger RNA. It is a transcript of the gene C20H22orf23, whose product is annotated as chromosome 20 C22orf23 homolog. The record is from RefSeq and is a predicted model, not a curated record. Bases 113 to 874 code for a protein of 253 amino acids. The transcript has 6 exons. Lineage: Eukaryota; Metazoa; Chordata; Mammalia; Rodentia; Cricetidae.